Misgurnus anguillicaudatus (oriental weatherfish) is the source of this 1320-nucleotide messenger RNA. The record is from RefSeq and is a predicted model, not a curated record. Lineage: Eukaryota; Metazoa; Chordata; Actinopteri; Cypriniformes; Cobitidae.
AUAGAAGCUGCUAUUUCGCGUUUUUCAUCUAGCGUUUGACCCUCCACAGUUUCCGUACUCCGCGCUGACGUAGGAAUCAUGGCGGCCGUCACUCUGUUUUGCCGUCCUGCGGGUGUCCUUCCCAAGCUUUCAAGCACCUGUUCUCCUGUGGUGCUUGCGGCUGGACCCGUGGUAGUUCAGCACAGGAAGAUCCAUCAUGCCCUGGUUCCCAAGGGUAAAGGAGGCCGUUCCUCUUUUAGUGGAGUAGCAGCAACAGUGUUUGGUGCCACAGGCUUCCUUGGGAGAUAUGUUGUCAACCGACUUGGGCGUAUGGGCUCUCAGAUUGUGAUCCCCCACCGAUGUGAUCAGUAUGAUCUCAUGUACCUUAGACCUAUGGGUGAUCUUGGCCAGAUCAUCUUUAUGGAAUGGGAUGCGAGAGAUAAGGAAUCGAUCAAAAGAGCAAUCGCUCACUCCAAUGUGGUGAUCAACCUUGUGGGAAGAGAAUGGGAGACCAGCAACUACAAGUUUGAUGAUGUCUUCGUCACCAUCCCCCAGCAGAUUGCGAGGGCAGCCCGCGAAGCCGGAAUUCAAAAGUUUAUUCAUAUGUCCCACCUCAAUGCAGACAUCCGUAGCCCCUCUAAAUAUCUGAGGAAUAAGGCUGUAGGUGAGGAAGCGGUCAGAGAUGAGUUUCCUGAUGCCAUCAUUAUGAAACCCUCUGAGUGUUUCGGAAGAGAGGAUCGAUUCUUCAACCAUUUUGCAAACAUGCGUUGGUUUGGUAAAGCUGUACCUCUGAUUUCAAUGGGCAAGAAGACAGUCAAACAGCCUGUUCAUGUGGUGGAUGUGGCCAAAGCCAUUGUCAAUGCCAUCAAAGACAAUGAUGCUAAUGGGAAAACAUACGCAUUAGUUGGGCCUAACCGAUACCUGCUGCAUGACCUGGUGGAGUAUGUGUAUGCAGUGGCCCACAGGCCGUUUGUUGCUUACCCCAUACCUCGUCCUAUUUAUCACUUGGUCGCAAGAUUCUUUGAGAUGAACCCUUUCGAGCCCUGGACAACUCGCGACAAAGUCGACCGCUUCCACACAACAGAUAUGAAGUGCCACGAUCUGCCAGGUUUGGAGGAUUUGGGCAUAACACCUUCCUCCGUUGAGCAGAAGGCAAUUGAAACGUUACGUCGCCAUCGCCGUUAUCGUUUCAUGGAGGCUGAACUCGGAGAGGCCAAGCCUGCCAAAACAGUCAGCUAUUAAUCUGGUGAUUGAUCUUGUUCCUGGUCAGCUCUCUGCUGCUCCUCACACGUUGUCUAUCUUUAGUUUUUUUCUGUACAUAAAUAAAGAUAUUAAAAUUAA